CAGUUCAGUGCCUGUGUCCACCUGGCCUCCACCUGGCGACCGAUAAUAAAACCUGUAAAGAUGUAGAUGAGUGUCAGGAGGCUGAUGCUCGUCCAGCGGCGGACCUGCAGGAACACCUUCGGCAGCUUCGCUUGCGUCUGCAGUGACGGCUUCGUCAUGGGAAGUCUGCAGGGAUCAGUGGAGUGUCGAGAUAAAGACGAGUGUCUCGUUGGAGAGCAGAGCUGCAGCCGCCACGCUCGGUGCAUCAACACCCAGGGCUCGUACUCGUGUCUGUGUUUAGAAGACCAUUAUGGAAACGGACGGUCCUGCUGGCCCAGCAGAGCGCCACUGUCCAAGGCGGCCAUGUUCCUCACCUGCAAACUGUCCAAACGGACCAGACCCGAACACACCGUGUUCUUCUAGAGCUGCUUUUUAGAACCAACACUCCUCCAGUUAAACAGAAAUAAAUUACAUGCUAUAAUACAGACCUAAAACAAUAAUAAAUUUAGGCUGAACUGAAUCAUAAUACAACUUAAAAUUUACAUUUACUGGGAGUUUUGUUUUAAUCUAACAGUGGGUGUGUUCACACCUGGCACAUUUGGUCCCAUUUAAAUGGACCAGAGUUUGUUUCCCCUGUUGGUUUGGACCUUUUGUGUAAAUACACUUCAGCGAAUCCUGGUGUGGACCAAAGAAACAAACACGAGCAAAGCUUAAAACGAUCAAAAACUGUAAGAUGUUGGGACACAAGAGUCUCUGUCUCCCAGUGAAACCAGUUUUACUUCAGCAUGGAAUGGAAGGGGGUUGAUUAGGAAGAGAAAAACCCACUGAAAACAAGUUUUAGGGUGUUAAAAAUGUUGCAGCUGCCCAUGUUAGCCAGAGAAAACACUUCUGGAGAAAAAUGCAGUAGUCAGACGAGGGAAAGGUUGAGGUAUGUUAGUUUGAAUGACACUGUACCAGCACGGUGGUGGCUGCAUUGUGAUGCGGGACUGUUUGCAUUGCACAAAGUGGGUGGACUAACUUGAUAAGGAGACUAAAUAUUGGAGGGAAUAUAUGUUUACAUUUGA
Molecule: messenger RNA, 1043 nt
Organism: Poecilia reticulata (guppy)
Lineage: Eukaryota; Metazoa; Chordata; Actinopteri; Cyprinodontiformes; Poeciliidae
Source: RefSeq, a predicted model, not a curated record